AACACCAGUAUCAUCGACAACUACCUGUUUCCUCCCCGUAAAGGCUCCUUUCCUUCUUAACAAAGGCUUAUUUCCAAGUAUCGAAUCUGUCUCAUUCACCUGAAGGCACAUGGGAUCCGAACAAUCUUCAACUGUGUACCCACGCUACACUGUCAUAUCUGGAUUGAGUUCAAGUACGAGGACGAACGAAGCGAAUGAGCAUGAAGAUCACAUCCCAUCUGACGACGAAGUCAUCUCUGUUAAACGUACUCUGAACAACUACCUCCCUGUCGAGAUUAUCGAUGAUAUACUCGACUUUGCUCAGUACUGGUCGUGUAUCCGCGAAAGGCGCCGCAUACAGGUGCGCGCUGCAGCUGUUCCGACCGGAGAGACAUUUCCAAAGGCCGACUGGUGUUAUAUCGUCUCCCCUCCUGUCCCCCAAGACGCCAAAGUGCGUUCGGUGAAGUUUGUCAUUGAGAGCUGUGACCAGGGUUAUGGAGGAGAACCAGAGCACCGGGGGACCUACGAGGGGUCAUGGACCUGGUUUGAGGCCGCAAUAAUAUGCGGUGAACCGUGGUGGCUUAGCGAGGUCCUGAGGAUGCCUGUAGAUCUGUACCGGGAGGGCUUAGAGUUCCCGGAGGAUGUGCGCAGUGCAGCACGAGCCGCUGAAGUACGAUCUCGCGAGGAGGAGGGAAGCAGAUGGCACGUCGGAGUAAAUGUUACUGCCCAAGGGUUUUACAAGGAACACACGAUUAUCUGGCCACGUACAAAUGAAAAGACUAAGCAACGAACUAUGAGAGGUCUAGUGGGUCUCUCACACGAGUUCGUGAGGCUACUUGAGCCAGGAGAUAGGGUCGCGUUGAUGGCCAUGGCGAUGUUUCCUGCAUGGAUUAAUAAAGUCAAAGGUGCCUCGAUAGAUGUAUUCUAUACUCUAUGACAACUUCGGAACCCCCGUUAACCCGAGCAGGUGCUUAUCAGCAGUCCCUGAAGAGGCGGUCAAAUUGUUCGAUCGACGACAUAUGGCGUCGAGAUAAAAAUACCUCCCUUCAUUAUGGGUUCCAUGCUGUCUCGGUCUCGUAUAGACAACAGUUCUUGGAUGGCGCGGAACUUGCUGAGUGUUGUGGUACCUGGCGGAUUUGUCGAUUUCUGCUGCGAUCCCCG
Guyanagaster necrorhizus is the source of this 1140-nucleotide messenger RNA. RefSeq lists its product as uncharacterized. The record is from RefSeq and is a predicted model, not a curated record. The transcript is spliced from 4 exons. Lineage: Eukaryota; Fungi; Basidiomycota; Agaricomycetes; Agaricales; Physalacriaceae. Bases 110 to 916 code for a protein of 268 amino acids.